Molecule: messenger RNA, 1362 nt
Organism: Dibothriocephalus latus
Lineage: Eukaryota; Metazoa; Platyhelminthes; Cestoda; Diphyllobothriidea; Diphyllobothriidae
Source: the annotation of a GenBank genome assembly
AUGGGCCAGAUUUUAUCCAACACUGCCCGUCUUUUUCAACGUCCUUCAUCUAGUGCCUUCUCCGGUCGUGACUCAUCUCUCCGAGAUUGGAUCUUAACCCACUGCCAGUUUCUACAUUCACGCAUUCUGAGCGUGCCUACCACCACCAAUUCAACUAAUCCCAACACUCUCGCCGCCAAGGCCGGACGCUGUUCCCCCAAUCAGAGCAGACGAUCUCCUCAUAUCUGCCUCCCACCCCCUGGUCGACCGACUGACCUCUUUCCCGAGCUGGAAUCCAUUCGUCAGCAGCUGCUAGCGCCCAAUGACUGCCUAGCCUGGGCUACUGGCCUGCGAAGACUUGCAGCGAUUCUAACCCCCGGUGUUGGUGGAGGAGGGGUGACAGAGCAGUCAGUUCAGGAGAUACCCUCACCGUUUGAAAUGCAGCACAGCGGCCUGCUGCGUGGCCUUCUGGAGUACUUGACCUCUUCAUCUGACCGGAAAUUGCGAAUCUACCUGCUCCUGAUGACCUUUGUCGGAUCACGGUACACGGACAAUUUGCACCUCCGUAACAUUAGCGAUAAUCCAAAGAUGCUGACUGCACUCUCGAAACUGUCUGCCCACAGUCCUAGUGAACCCCCCGUGAGCCCGUUUUCGGCGCUGGUCAGUUGUCUACUCGUCUACUUGCACCAACAGGAGCAUUUUCAAGUUCUAACUGGACCCUCGCUUUCGCCAUCGACGCCCAACGCGGAAUCCACCUCUUCGUCGAGGGCUGAGGAAGCCAUUUCGCGAAUGAAGUCAAUUUUCAUUGGCGGUAGUCAACAAAACUGUGAUUCCCGGUCAAUGGAUCAUGAAGCGUCAGGUGGUAGUGUUGCUGCCAAUGGCGGUCACAGAAAUCGACGGACCCUGAAGUCCACCGCGGCUGCGUCGGCCUCUAAAUCUGCCGGAAGGACGAGCAGCAAUCAACGCGAUCGACACCCUAUUCGUCGUUGGUCCUCCUUCGUCCCCGGCUUCCUGAAACUGGAUCUUGUCUACUGCCGAUCAAGUCCGUCAAACGGUGUUUCGUCGUCUGGCGUUGACAGCAACAUGGCGCAAUCCUCCAGGUCGACUGCCACCGCGUCUCCAGACUCCGCUGCAGAGGCACUUGUCAAGGGCACCGCCUGGGAGACUCCCCCCUCAUCCAUCCCGCUGCAUGUCAAUGCUCUGGUCACUGUACAGAGUCUAAAACAGCUUCUGACGCAGAGAAUUUUCCUCGCCUCACUGGUCUCCUCCUGCUCGUCUGGAACUCGGGUCUCCGAAGCCACCGCUAAUCUUUCCUCCAGCAUUCCUACCGCCGUUAUCCCCCCACCGCAUCCAUUGGCCUUCUUACAGAAGCAUGGAACUCCC